GCGGGACGUUGGUAAAGCAAACCCACUAGCACACGAACAGAGGGAAAUCAAUUUAAACCGUUGUUGUUGAUUUACUUCACACACUGAUUUGAGAUGUCAGUCCCUCAGUCUGCCUCAUCGAAAAGUUUUACCUCAACUCCACUCAAAAGCAAAUCCACCGUCCCAAGGAGCAUCCCGAGAAGCAGGAGUGUGGAAUCGACAGGCGAUUCAACCUACUCCCUAUUGUCCCCCAUUUACCACGAUAGCUUUGAAUUAUCAGAAGACGAUAAGGAAGAAGCACUGAAACAGUUUCAGUCACAUGAUCCCUCUCUCACAGAACAUGAAGGUGUAUUACCCAUCAGUCCAAGCAGGAAUGAGUCCCUUCAUGGGGAAGAUACCUCUACAGGAAAAUUGAAUCUGAGUGCAUGGGAGCAGUGGCUUGUGAGUAAAGCCAAAGAAGAGCGAAUCAAAAUGCACCAGAAAUCCCUGCAGCAACAAGCUCUGAAAGAAAAGAAGGAACGAGAAGAAACGGAACAACAAAGAAAAAAAGCAGUCAGUGAAUGUAAAAUUCAAGAGUGGCUUCAAAUGAAGAGAGAACAGGAAAAACAGGAAAAGCUUUGCCGGGAGUCUCAGAAAACAAAUAAAAUGCUUCAAGAAGAACAGAAACGGUUGGAGAUGGAAAAAAAAGCCCAAGAAAAAUAUAGCGCAUGGGUCCACAAGAAAAAGCAUGAGGAAAAGGAAAGGAAAUUGAAAGAGCAAGAAGAAAUCGCGAGAAGAGAAAAUGAGGAGAGAGAACGGAAAGAGAGAGCAGAUGAGAAGUUUAAAGAGUGGCUUCAAAGCAUUAAGGACAAAGAAAGACAUAAACGUCAGUCAUCUGCAUGUUCAAUUAGUGGCUAUGACAAUCUAAACUAUCCAGCUCCCAGUUUUGUGAAUCCUAUUCCUUGGAAGCCCAUUCACAUUCCUCAGCACGACAGAACAGCCAAGAAGAACUCGACACACAGGAAGCAGCCAGGUCCACCGAAAUAUCACUCAACUCCAUGUCUCACUUACAAACCAAAAGACACGAUCAGCUGUGCAUCCAAAAGAUGGUGAUACUCUCGGAUUAAGAGCAAACAUGGAACUUUUUAUUGUUAUUAAAAUGUACAGUACAAACAGGAAGCUUUUUUUUUUUAAUGUUGAAGGAUGAUUUUAGAACUCUGUGUGGUCUUGAUCUUGCAUAAAUGUAACUUUCAAUUGUUUACAGUGCUCACAGGCUAGUUUUCCACUUCACUGACACCACACAGGAAUGAGGUGAUGGUUAUAACUGUGUAAUUUUGGAGGAAGUGAUUGAAAAAAAAAAGCACUUUUAAAACCUGAAGGUGUUUUUUUCCCUCUAAUAAAAUUCUUCUGCAUAAGCAAGGAUAGGAAAAUUCAAGUUUUCAAUAUAUCAGCACACUCUGUAUGUUUGGUUUCAUGGAGUUUCCAAAGGAACCAAAACUAGACUUGCUAGGAUUAGUAAUUAAUGAGUCUUUAUUCUCGUUUAUACGUACAGGCUUACUCCUACACUUCUCUCACAAAGACUUCUCUGUCUCAACAAGUAGCCUGUGUGCUCCAAGCAGCGCGUAUUCAGGGGAGGACAGAAUUCAGUAGACAAUGACACAGUAAAACUGAUGUUGGUUACUGUCAGCACAUGUUAGUCCUAAGUCUUUCUUCACAAAAAGCAGGCUUUUUUAUUUGCGCAGGUAUAAAAAAGCUUUUGGCUCAAAAUAAAUGUCAGGUGUCUAUUUCA
Molecule: messenger RNA, 1747 nt
Organism: Neoarius graeffei (lesser salmon catfish)
Lineage: Eukaryota; Metazoa; Chordata; Actinopteri; Siluriformes; Ariidae
Gene: ccdc34
Product: coiled-coil domain containing 34
Exons: 7
Coding region: 94-1071 (325 amino acids)
Source: RefSeq, a predicted model, not a curated record